UGAAGAGAAAAAAAACCGUAAAAAACGAUCGUUGUUUCACGAACACGAAAUUCACAUAGAACAAAUUGCUUUUGUUGAAGGUUCCUUCGAUUCGAUUAUCGUCACCAUAUCUACUUCUGUAAUCACACUUCUUUCUUUGUGUUUGCGAAACCCUAGAAAAUAGAAAUGGAGGAAGAAGGUUCCAACUCAGUUCGCCGAAUGUCAAGCCGAACACGAAAAGUUGCCUCCAAAAUGGUCGCCGCACUUGCUAGCUCCGACAACCGCACUCAGGCAGCUCUCGCACGAUUAGAUGCUUUGGAGAAUGACAAUGCUGGAUUUGAAGUUGUAGAUCCCAAUAUUGACGAUGAUGAAGCUUCUCUAGAUGAUGAUGAUCAAGGGUAUAUGCAGAAAAAACAGUCUAAAGGCACUAAAAGGAAAACCAGACAAGCAAAAGCACUUGAAGCUAAGAAGGCCCCAAAAACAUUUCUUGAGCUCUUACAUGAUGCAAAUUUAGAAUCAUUGCCUCCACAUGUUCCCUCCUAUUGGAAAGCAGCUGUUGGACCUCCAAGCUCAACUUGCCGUCGCCACUUUUGUACUGUCUGUGGUUUCUCUGCCAAUUACACGUGUGUUAGAUGUGGUAUGCGUUUUUGUUCCAAUAGGUGUCAAAAUGUUCAUAAUGAUACGCGAUGUUUGAAAUUUGUAGCCUAAUACAUGUAAUGUAAAAUUUUGGCCCCUGCCCAGUAUUAGAUACAUGUUAUUUGAAGUUGUCAUUUAUCAACUUUUAUCAUCACUGUGUAGAAAGCAAGUUGUUUAUAAGAUCAUCUUUAUCAUGUUGCAA
Cicer arietinum (chickpea) is the source of this 817-nucleotide messenger RNA. RefSeq names its product SWR1 complex subunit 6-like. NCBI's taxonomy places the organism in Eukaryota, Viridiplantae, Streptophyta, Magnoliopsida, Fabales, Fabaceae. Gene Ontology annotation, biological process: chromatin remodeling. The record is from RefSeq and is a predicted model, not a curated record.